This is a messenger RNA of Notolabrus celidotus (New Zealand spotty), 5099 nucleotides long. Its product is annotated as dual specificity testis-specific protein kinase 2-like. The transcript has 10 exons. NCBI's taxonomy places the organism in Eukaryota, Metazoa, Chordata, Actinopteri, Labriformes, Labridae. Gene Ontology annotation, cellular component: nucleus; cytoplasm. Gene Ontology annotation, molecular function: ATP binding; protein serine/threonine kinase activity. Gene Ontology annotation, biological process: protein phosphorylation; actin cytoskeleton organization; positive regulation of stress fiber assembly. The coding region runs from base 1 to 2136 and encodes 711 amino acids. The record is from RefSeq and is a predicted model, not a curated record.
AUGGAUUACCAUGCUGAGUGCUUCCUCUGUGAUCCAGAGGAGGGGCAUGGCGACCCGGAUGAGCCGCCGCUCCACAGUAUCCAUGCGCCCAACCGGAUACGCCCAUCAUCGUACCGAGCCCUGAGGAGCGCUGUGUCUAGCCUGGCUCGCAUCGACGACUUCUUCUGUGAGAAGAUCGGUUCAGGCUUCUUCUCAGAGGUCUUCAAGCAUGCUACGAGAAGUGCAGCUAAUGAACAGGCUUUGUCAUCCCAACAUCUCAGGUUCCUCGGGGUAUGUGUGCAUGAAGGCCAACUCCACGCUCUGACAGAGUAUAUAAACGGGGGGAACCUGGAGCAGCUGUUGGAUAGCGACCUGUACCUGUCGUGGGGCGUGAGGAUGGGUCUGUCUCUGGACAUCGCCCGAGGGCUACAGUACCUGCACAGCAAGGGCAUCUUUCACAGAGACCUCACCUCCAAGAACUGUCUGGUCCGCUGUGAUAACGGCACAUUCACUGCUGUGGUGGGAGACUUUGGCCUGGCAGAGAAGAUCCCUGAUUACAGUGACUGUGUGGGGAAGCAGCCUCUGGCCAUUGUUGGCUCCCCCUACUGGAUGGCUCCUGAAGUUCUGAGAGGAGAGCUGUACAAUGAGAAGGUGGAUGUGUUUGCGUACGGCAUCAUCCUCUGUGAGAUCAUUGCCCGGAUUGAAGCUGAUCCAGACUUCUUACCGAGGACAGAAGAUUUUGGUCUGGAUGUGGAUGCGUUUGAGAACAUGGUUGGAGAUUGUCCACCUGUGUUCUUUAGUCUUGCUGUCACCUGCUGUAACAUGAAUGCAGAGAGGCGUCCUUCAUUCUCUGAUAUUGUGUUUACGCUGGAGAGCAUAGAGCGAGAAGAAGAGGGAGAGAAGCCCAUCGCACUUGAGCUAAUAGCCGUAGACGUCAGUCCAUACCGGCGCCUCAGCUCUCCUUGUCAUCUCAGUGACCGCAGCCAGCAACGGCAAGGCUUGGCAAGAAGCCAGUCGGACAUGCUGCCCCCGGCAAGCCUGGCUUCUCCUCUCCUUGGGACCCCAGCUCGUGUCAACCCCUUCUCUCUCAGACAGGACUUAAAUGGGGGGAGAUGUAAACUCUUAGACACCCCCAGCAAGUCUGUCAUCUCCCUGACUUUCACCCUCCCGGCACUCCGGGACCCGUGUGCCUCCCCCCACCUCCUGAGGGGCAUGCCAGGGACGAGGGCUCCACCGAGGAGAUGCCAGUCGCUCCCCUGUACCCCUGAGCUCAGCCGGACUGUAGCCUUGUCCAGAGAUACUGUAGAGAAGGAGGAGGAAACAGAGGAGAACGUCAGUGUUGGGAGCAUUACAGAAAGGACAGGGGAGGAGGAGGAGGACAACUUGGGGAAGAAAAUUUCAGAGCAGGAUGAAAGGUUGCUGGUAGACCACAUAAAGGAAACUGAAAAGAAAGAGUUGUUAAAAGAGAAUGGUGGGAUAGAACAGGACUCAGGUCCUUUUGUUGGACUGGAGAUGGUGUCUCUGGAGCGGUUGGAAGAGGAAGAAGAGGAUGACGAGGUGGAGGAGAGUGUGUGUCUAACUGAACCUAUGGACUGUACCAAGUCCCCAGAGCCAACAGAAAGAGCCUUGGACUCCACACCUGGAAGGACCCUGCUCACCUGCACUUCCUCCUCCUCCUUACAGACCAAUGGCUGGAGACUUCCCAUCUCCAAUGGCCCGCCCUCUUUGCCUCCUCUUCCGCGACUGGACAACAACAAUGGCACAGCUGCUGUGAUUGGCCAGCAGGUGCAGUGGGGUGUAGGUGGGUGUGCUAAUGGUUACAACAGAACCCAAGUCCUGUCCUCCGAACCGAGUGGCUCCUCUGAGCAGGAUGAGGUAAUUUCCUGUCCUGGUUGCUGUCUGGUUGGUCUGAGUUUCCCGUCACUGUGCCUCCGUGGUUCAGCUGCCAUGCCUCCCCCUCGCCGAAGGGCUUCGUUACCACGGCAGCGCCCUUUCCGGAACCUCAACGGAACCAUAACUGGUGGCAGCGCGUCAUCAGCAACAGCAGCUGCCACAGCAGCCAAAACUCUACUUUGUCGCAGCUCUAAUGGACUAGUAGCAGCUGGGCCCUCAGUGACAUGUGAACCGGGCCGGUCUCUUCCAGAGGCCCAGACAUAAGCCUGCUCAGAGUGCCGUUCAUCAUUAGCACUACAUGUGACAACAAUGCAACUUUAAAUGUUGCGUUUUUAAUACUGAGAACCUAAUACCUACCCCUGCAUACGAGUAUGUUGUUAAUUCUGGGCACAAAGUAAUAACUGUUGAUUGAGCGCCACCUGGUGGGCAGGAGGAUUAAACAUAACAAAUCACUGUGACAGCAGAGAACAUGGUGCUGUGAAGUGUGAGGGCCUGAAGGCAGAUAGAGGUUACCUGGCCCAGAGAGGUUCAAACUAAGGGAGGAACCGACUCCCAAUUCUGUCAGAUGAAUCAGUUUGUCUUUUUGAUACAAAGCUUUGGCUAUUUGUUAACUUUUUGUUGUUGUUGAUUCUUGUUUCAGUUACCAAAGUGGUUUUUCCAUAAGCAGACAUUUAAACAAAAUCAGCCAUCUACCUUUUCGGUACUGCGAUUGAAGAGACCCAUCAAUUUUUUUAACUAAAUCAAUCAAGCAGAUGAAGGAUUUCAGAGAGCAAGAGAGAUCACGUUAGUUGCAGCUAUGGCUCUCGCACUGAAGAAAAGCAGGAGAAAUAUUCAUUAAAUAGGGGCAUAUCUCUGCUGACAUUCAAUAGCCUGUUAUUGAAUUGAUACAGGGGGGUUCAGUUAAAGCUUUGAAGGUUUAUAAAGUCUACAGCCUGCCAUGCUUUUGUUUCUUUAUGCAGUGAGUUCUCUGCUUUGUCUGACAGAAUGUGAGUCGGUUCAGUCUUUUUGGUUGACGACUGAAAUGAUCAGGUGUUAAAGUGGCAGCUCUGGUUCAAACACACAGCCAGGGCCAGAAACUCACCACUGGUCCUGAUCCAAACGGAGCAGCUAGUCCGACUGACAGUGAUGCACACGUCAUCUGUACUGAACCAAAUCAAACUGAAAUCAGUUUGCACUCAACGGUGCUAAAUCCUGUUCUUGAGGCUGUCAUGGGGGGAGAAAAGAAUUUGGGGCCAAUUGAAUAAGCUAAUUUUUAGUGAACUUACAGUUUCUUACAACUGAGGUUGUAUAUGGCUUUUUCCUUCUUUCUAAGGACAAUGAGAAUAUUGUUUUCAUAAGAUCUGUGAACAUGUUGACUUGAUUAAAAAAAGGCUGUAUUUGAAGAGGGUGGACAGCAUUAUGAUCUUAUCUAUUCCUUGUAAACAUCCAUUGAAGUUUACAGACAGGCGUCCUUCUGUAACUUUGACAGAACUCCUGUUGGAUACACUGCUGCUGCCCUGCACUGUUAAGCGGUGUUCAGAUCAGAAGUUUAGCAAAUUUAAGCCCUGCACUGCUUAUAUGUUUGAUAGGGGGCGAUGAUGCUUGUGACAAACAGGUGGUUAGUUUCCUGAUGUGUCUGUGUGAACUGUCCUGCUACUCCCAGCUGACCAGCGCUCCGUUUCACCCAGCUCAAGAUUGUGACAAAACUGGGAGACACACACAAGUUGGCAUUUACAAAAGAGUAAUUUAUUUUUACAAAGACAUGAGUUAAAUCAACAUAAGAUGUCAUCAGUAAUGUAAAGUGUGUGUGGGUGUGUGUCACAUGUCACAAGGUCUGAAAGGUCUAUCAUGUAGAGCACACCAGACCCAGAUGCAGCUCGUACAGCUGAUUAUCUCCAGCCAGGGCACACCUCUCUCUGCAACACAACACAGAACCAGGACAAUCCAGUGGCCAGGCAGAGAGGGGUCCCACCGGUCAGCAAGGAACAGUACCAUGAUUUCUCUGAUGGACACUAGCUACUGUUUUAGCUGUGCAGCGCCCAUCAUCCUGUCUAAACUGAUACUCAGUUUCACCUCAGAAAAAACAAAACAGACUUUGUUGACUUAGCAGCAAUAUUUAGAUACAAUAAUGUUUUGAGAGGUUACUGAAAUAAUUAAAGGAUGAUGCUGUUUUUUAAAAAGUAAAUGUGACUUGUAACAUCGGCCUGCAAGUUAACGUACUAUUUUAAUAUCAGUUUCUAAUGCAGCCUCAUAAUGAUAAUUGUAUCUCAGUGCUUUAAGACUUUUAAGACAAAGUAACGGACAAAAUGAACACCUGUAUUUAAGAAAUUCUUGUAGUGUGAAAGCGUUUUAUUGCACAAUUUUCCUAUUGCCCUCGAUUUGUAUUGCUCAAUUCAAGCGAGAACUCUAUCCUCGUCUAUUUUCCUCUUCUCAUUGACUGAGAAUGUAAAAAUGUCCUUUACUUUUUGUCUGAGCUCAAGCGUUAGUUCUCACGGAGCGAACAGAAGAUGAUGAAUAGAGUUGACCUCAGCCAGCAUUGUGUGGCUGCAGGUUCAUGGACAUACAGUAUGUGACUUUAAAAAAAGGUUUUGACUCUAUUUAACUGAUUAACCGUAGCUUAGUGGGGGAUAUUUAUAAAAUAAACAAAGAUGAUCUACUUCCUACAUUUUUUAUAGCAGUUGACCUUGAAUGAGUGUGUUUGUGUGGGUGUGUGUGUGUGUGUGUGUGUGAGGGAGGAUGAAAGAGAGAGAGACUGGUUUCUGUCACAGGGAGAAGUUCCUCCUGAGCUCGUCAUGUGAAUUCUUUAUUUUUGCACUUCAGUUUGGAGCACUUUGCGGUAAAACACCAGGCUUUUGCUCAACGGUGCUUUAUUUAAACCUGUGCUACUGGUGUUUUACAUUUGUGUGCUUCUGGCCCAACAAUAACACAGCUUUCAUUCUUUGACAACUGUUCCUCUCUUACAUGUAUCUCGUGUAUGUACAUGUACAUUCUGAUUACUCUGUUGUAAUUUAUAAGUGGCAUGUGAAGCAGGUAUGACUAUUUAUUGUACAGAUCAUUCCACACACUGUGUGUGUACAGUAUGUGCUUUUGAGUGGAAGGAAGAGAGAUGGAUACUCACAGGAUCAUUUUUAUCCCGUCAUUUCUGAUGUUUAACCAUGUUUCUCGCUUUAUUUCUAGUUUUGUUCUGUUCUUACAGCUAGAAACCUGCGUGCAAUAAUCUGUAAUAAACACAUUUGGUUGUGCAUAAA